UAUCAAUUUAUUCAUUUUUCCUGCUUGGGUUCCUCGUGUUUUUCCUCUCUGUUUCCUCUCUCUGAUUCUCUUGUGGAAACCGAGCUCCCCCUCUUCUCAGAUUCCUCUCGUUGACUUCCCCAAAACCCUAUCUCCAGUCGUCAAUCGCCGAUCGAUUCUUUGAUUUUCAACCACUGGCUUCAAUCCCCUCCGAUCUGUAGUUUCCGGCUUCAAUUUCCCACUUCGGACGCCGAUUCUCUGCUUUCCGAAGAAGAAAUGGAGUUUCUCGAUCACUAGGUUGUUGCGAUUAUUCUUAUCUUGUCUCUGCAACAAACCUGCUUCAAAUCCUAAUCCACCUACUGAAAUUUGCGAUCAUGGCUAUUCGAGUUACCCUCUCCUACUCCGGCUAUGUUGCCCAAAACCUAGCUUCCUCCACCGGCCUUCGGGCCGGUAACUGCCGCGUUUUUCAGGAGUGUUGGGUCCGAUCUUGUAUUUUUGGCUCAAGCCAUAAUCCGGACCUCAAAUCUGCUGGAAGCGCGCGCAAUUAUCGGUCUGAUAGCCGGCGGUUUAAGCCGAGUUGUUCUUCUAUGUACAGCGCUCUCCCGGGAGAAAUGGUUGGGGAAAACCCUAAGAGUCCAAUGAUUUUGGGUUUGAUUUCGAUGCUGAAAUCGAUGGCGUCUGCUUCUGAAUCUUCCCCGAUCCCCACGGGGAUUUUGGGGGUUUCUUCAUUUAAAGCCACUUCGAUUAUACCCUUUCUACGAGGCUCGAAUUGGCUUCCGGGUUACGAUAUACGAUCUCAUGUAAGCGAUGAUGUGGAUAAAGGCGGAACAGUUUGUUGUGAUUAUGAUGAAAGUGGGAGUGAUGAGUUUUAUGAGAGUGAUUUUGAGAAGAGCAGCUGGGUUUCGCGCUUGUUGAAUACCUAUUCCGAUGAUGCAAAGGCUCUGUUUACGGCUUUGACUGUUAGUGUGCUCUUUAAAUCGUUCUUGGCGGAGCCGAAAUCGAUUCCUUCUUCUUCCAUGUAUCCUACUCUGGAAGCAGGGGAUCGUGUUUUAGCUGAAAAGGUUUCAUACUUUUUCAGGAAACCUGAAGUUUCUGAUAUAGUGAUCUUCAAACCUCCUAAGAUCUUGCAGGAAUUUGGAGUUAGUUCGAGUGAGGUGUUUAUUAAGAGAGUUGUGGCUACGUCUGGGGACGUGGUGGAAGUUCGGAACGGGAAAUUGGUGGUAAACGGUGUUGUUGAAGAUGAGGACUUCAUCUUAGAGCCAAUUGCUUAUGAGAUGGAUCCAAUGCUUGUGCCUGAAGGUUAUGUGUAUGUAAUGGGAGACAACCGUAACAAUAGUUGUGAUUCUCACAACUGGGGUCCGCUCCCGGUUGAAAAUAUCGUAGGAAGAUCAUUAUUCAAGUACUGGCCUCCCCCCAAAGGAUCCAGUAUGGUAGAUGAACCACAUGCAAAGAACAUUAAUCUGGGGAUGUCCUGACACCGUCCCGGUAUUACCUUACCUUAUCAUACCCUUAACACGGAUCAAACUGGCCUAUUUCGGUCCCGAUUCCUGCAACAUCUUUGCACAUAAAACUUGGAUUGGACUUCAUGUCCACAUGGUGUGUAUUAAUGGAAGUAACUCCUAUCCCUUGUGAUAGCUGUAUCCUAUGCUAUUCUUAAUCCAAAAUGGGAUUGAAGAAAAAAAAAAUGGAAAAAAGAAAAGAAAUGGAUGGAAUAAAAAGAGUUAGAAGGGAAUUGAUCUCUAGGCCCCUAAAUUGGUAUUGUGGAACCAAAGUUUUCGAAUCUUCAAAGGGUUCGAGUGUUCCAGAAAAUGUCGAACAGGCCUGGGACGAGCAUCGUUCACCUUCAGCUUGCAGCCUCACUCUAUUGUUUUGGUCAUUGUAGACAUCAUAUAUGGCUGAGAUGAAAGGACAUGGAGUGGCAAAUGUAUCUAUCUUAGCAAUGAACAAACUUCAUGGUGUGUCUAUUUUCUGUGUGUUUUGUGCUGUACUUGCUCAGCUUUAGUCAUAGACAAGAUUGGAUCCUGUAAUUCUAGACAAGAUUGUAUCUGUGGAUUUGAAUUCAGAGAUUUCAGAUAAUUGGUAUUUUCUGUUUCGUUAGACGA
This is a messenger RNA of Cucurbita moschata (crookneck pumpkin), 2081 nucleotides long. Its product is annotated as thylakoidal processing peptidase 1, chloroplastic-like. The coding region runs from base 354 to 1454 and encodes 366 amino acids. The transcript has 6 exons. Lineage: Eukaryota; Viridiplantae; Streptophyta; Magnoliopsida; Cucurbitales; Cucurbitaceae. Gene Ontology annotation, biological process: thylakoid membrane organization. Gene Ontology annotation, molecular function: serine-type endopeptidase activity. Gene Ontology annotation, cellular component: chloroplast thylakoid membrane. The record is from RefSeq and is a predicted model, not a curated record.